Molecule: messenger RNA, 12347 nt
Organism: Sus scrofa (pig)
Lineage: Eukaryota; Metazoa; Chordata; Mammalia; Artiodactyla; Suidae
Source: RefSeq, a predicted model, not a curated record
CCGGCCGCUGCGCAGUCUCCGCAGCCGCCGGCGGGAGGGGUCGAGGCGGAGGCGCGGCGCGGCGCAGGCUGCUCCAGGCCCAGGUUACCUAGGGUAUGAAUUAAUACAGACUUGGAAACUGAAAGAACUUAGAAUCAGCAUUUUGAGAGCAGAAGCUUGGGUAUGCUGUGAUUUUCCAAUAAACUGCUCUCGCAAUGUCACAGUGCAGUUCAGACAACAGCAACGCGGGGAUCUCAAGCAUUAAGACGGUAAAUCUGGGCUUCACCCUGCGUGGAGGGAUGAGGAGCGUGUACUCCUGUUUCCCUAAAAGCUGCCUCUAAAUGAAGCCGCAACUGCACCACUUUCAUGAGUGUGAAUUGUUUGACCAGGAAUUUAAAACCUGUGAUUGAAAAAUAGUCCUGUGGAUUAAUUACUCUGUUGGCUCUGCUAAAGCAGUUAAUCGUAGUCAGUCAGUCUAUGAAACUGGAGAACUUUUACUUACCAGCAGGCGUUCAGAGCGCUUCAUUAAGGCCAAGUUAAGAAAGAAAAAUCUAUUUAAACAUGCCAGAGAAAGUAAAAAUUGGCAGAAUUGUAGGUUUUUCUGUUUUCACAUUAUUGGAUUACUUAUUGAAUCUUUAAUUAAACGUUAAAGUUGGAUGUGCUUUCUCCAAAGUAGAAAGUGUAUUACUGUGGCCAGCCACUGUGUCCUAAAUGCAUGAACAUGUAUGAAAUGAAUUAAUUUUAAUUUCAUUAAUAUUAAUUUAAAUAUUGUGUUCUAAUGGAAAUAUAAUGGGGCAAGUUCAGUUGCCGUCCUCCCAUGUCCUUGCACAUUCUCUGUCCUGGAUCCACCCAUCAGGGCCGGUAGGAGUGGGCUGGGUGCGGGUGUCCGAACCAAGGAGAAAUCUCUUUGGAACUGUCUGUACUUCUGUUCUGCAUGUUACUGUGUAGACAUUCAUGAAAUCUGAUUCAGUUCAUCGAAUAUUUACUAAACUGCCUGUAUGGUCCGUUGUACCAGGAGGUGUAAGAGCUGCAAAGAAUGAUACACACAUCUUCUCACGGAGCAUGUGUGCCAGUAAACGAAUACGUCGUGGAUGUGUGUGCGUCUGUGAAUCUACGCAGUGCGAUUUACAUUAGGAGAGGCGCAGCGAGGCUCUCGGAGGUUUUCUUGUCACUCAUGUGGCCACUGUUUCAUUCUGCAAACCUGCACUGUUUGUUUGCCGUACCUGGAGGGCGGUUAGUUCAGCCAGUGGUGGAAGGAUGUGGGAGACAUAGCGCUCCUGUCCUCAAGGGAACCCUAGUCUAAUUGGCCAUGUUUUUUCUUUUCUUUUUAUGGCCGCACCUGUGGCACAUGGACAUGCCCGGGCCAGAGCCUGAAUCCGAGCGGCAGCUGCCGCCUGCGUCACGGCUGUGACAGCGCCCCCUUUAGCCCACUGCGUCGGGCUGGGGCUGCAAAGUGGCACCUCUGCAGCCACCUGAGCCGCUGCGGUCGUGUUCUUCACCUGCUGGGCCGCAGUGGGAACUCCUGAGUUGGCUAUGUUCAUUGACUUUUUAAAACUCUUCAUUUGGAAAUAAUUUCAGACUUUUACAGCAAAGAAAAAUAAGAUUAAGACAAAGAUAUGUGCUUUACCCGUCUUGCCCUGUUUGCAUCAUCAGUUGCGCCCAUUCUCUCUCUGUAUAUCCACAGGUAGUUUCUUUUUUUGGAACCACUUGAGAAUGAGUUACAUACGUCAUGGCCCUUAUGCUCCGAGAAUCAGGAUACUCCUCUUAACUCCUCGGCACGGUCUUGGUGGAGCUGUCCACUCAGGGAGUGUGGCAGUGCCUCAUCUGCAGCCAGACCUGUAACGGAGUGGGCGGUUCUGCAGGAAAGGGUCCGGUUUGAGAUCAGUUACUGCAUUUAGUUCUCAUGUGUUUAUAGUCUUCUUUAAUCUGGAAUAUUUUCACAGUUUUUCUUUGUGUUUUAUUUUACCGGUACCUUUAAAGACGAUAGUCCCCCCCUUAAAAUAAGAACAUUAAAACAUUUUUUAGACUAUUCUAAAAAGAAACUUUAUUUUUUAGAUUAUUGCUGUAUAGUUAUAGUCUAUUUGUAAUAAAUUUUAAAAUGAGUAUAUAAACAUUUAUAAGUAGGCUAAUUUUAAGGCUAUUUUUAUACUGUUCUAAACGUAGAACAUUCAUUUUUUUUUUUUAGACUGUUUUCUGGGGUAUUAUUAUUACGCAUGCCGUCUGUGGGAGAAGACAUGGUCACAGUGUAAGCUGUGCUAGAACAAAAAUGCAAUGAAAGAAACACUGGAUGAAUGAAAAGCCCUGCUUUGCAACCCCUCAGCAUGGCAGGCCUGCAGCUCAUGACCCCUGCUUCCUCACCAAUGGGUCCUUUCUUUGGACUGCCAUGGCAACAAGAAGCAAUUCAUGAUAACAUUUAUACGCCAAGAAAAUAUCAGGUUGAACUGCUUGAAGCAGCUCUGGAUCAUAAUACCAUAGUCUGUUUAAACACUGGCUCAGGGAAGACGUUUAUUGCAGUACUACUCACUAAAGAGCUGUCCUAUCAGAUCAGGGGAGACUUCAACAGAAAUGGCAAAAGGACGGUGUUCUUGGUCAACUCUGCAAACCAGGUUGCUCAACAAGUGUCAGCUGUUAGGACUCACUCGGAUCUCAAGGUUGGGGAAUACUCGAACCUAGAAGUAAAUGCAUCUUGGACAAAAGAGAAAUGGAACCAAGAGUUUACUAAGCACCAGGUUCUUGUUAUGACUUGCUCUGUCGCCUUGAAUGUUUUGAAAAAUGGUUACUUAGCACUGUCAGACAUUAACCUUUUGGUGUUCGAUGAGUGUCAUCUUGCAAUCCUAGAUCACCCCUACCGAGAGAUUAUGAAGCUCUGUGAAAAUUGUCCAUCAUGUCCUCGUAUUUUGGGGCUAACUGCUUCCAUUUUAAAUGGGAAAUGUGAUCCAGAGGAAUUGGAAGAAAAGAUACAGAAACUGGAGAAAAUUCUUAAGAGUAAUGCUGAAACUGCAACUGACUUGGUGGUCUUAGACAGAUAUACUUCUCAGCCAUGUGAGAUUGUGGUAGACUGUGGACCAUUUACUGACAGAAGUGGGCUUUAUGAAAGACUGCUGAUGGAAUUAGAAGAAGCUCUCAAUUUUAUCAAUGACUGUAACAUAGCUGUACAUUCAAAAGAAAGAGAUUCUACUUUAAUUUCCAAACAGAUACUGUCAGACUGUCGUGCAGUAUUGGUAGUUCUGGGACCUUGGUGUGCAGAUAAAGUAGCUGGAAUGAUGGUAAGAGAACUACAGAAAUAUAUCAAACAUGAACAAGAGGAGCUGCACAGGAAAUUUCUAUUGUUUACAGACACUUUCCUGAGGAAAGUACACGCGCUGUGUGAAGGGCACUUCUCCCCUGCCGCGCUUGACCUGAGAUUUGUGACUCCUAAAGUCAUAAAACUGCUCGAAAUCUUACGCAAGUACAAACCCUACGAGCGACAGCAGUUUGAAAGCGUUGAGUGGUAUAAUAAUAGGAAUCAGGAUAAUUACGUGUCUUGGAGUGAUUCGGAGGAUGAUGAGGAGGACGAAGAAAUUGAAGAAAAAGAAAAGCCGGAGACGAAUUUUCCUUCUCCAUUUACCAAUAUUUUAUGUGGAAUUAUUUUUGUGGAAAGAAGAUACACGGCAGUUGUCUUAAACAGAUUGAUAAAGGAAGCUGGCAAACAAGAUCCAGAGCUGGCUUACAUCAGCAGCAAUUUUAUAACUGGACAUGGCAUUGGAAAGAAUCAGCCUCGUAACAAACAGAUGGAAGCAGAAUUCAGAAAACAGGAAGAGGUACUUAGGAAAUUUCGAGCUCACGAAACCAACCUGCUGAUUGCCACGAGCAUUGUGGAAGAGGGUGUUGAUAUACCAAAGUGCAACCUGGUGGUUCGUUUCGAUCUGCCCACAGAGUAUCGAUCCUACGUUCAGUCUAAGGGAAGAGCAAGGGCGCCAAUCUCUAAUUACGUCAUGUUAGCAGAUACGGACAAAAUAAAGAGUUUUGAAGAAGACCUUAAAACAUACAAAGCUAUUGAAAAGAUCUUGAGAAACAAAUGCUCCAAGUCCGUUGAGAGUGGGGAGACCGACCUUGAGCCCGUGGUGGAUGACGACGACAUCUUCCCCCCCUACGUGCUGCGGCCCGACGAUGGCGGUCCCCGGGUCACCAUCAACACGGCCAUUGGACACAUCAACAGAUACUGUGCUAGAUUACCCAGUGACCCGUUUACUCAUCUGGCUCCUAAGUGUAGAACCCGAGAGUUGCCUGAUGGUACAUUUUAUUCAACUCUUUAUCUGCCAAUUAAUUCACCUCUUCGAGCCUCCAUUGUUGGCCCCCCAAUGAGCUGUAUACGAUUGGCUGAAAGAGUCGUGGCUCUCAUUUGCUGUGAAAAACUGCACAAAAUUGGUGAACUGGAUGACCAUUUGAUGCCGGUUGGGAAAGAGACGGUUAAAUACGAAGAGGAGCUUGAUUUACAUGAUGAGGAGGAGACCAGUGUUCCAGGAAGACCAGGCUCCACAAAACGAAGACAGUGCUACCCAAAAGCGAUUCCAGAAUGUUUGCGGGACAGCUACCCCAAGCCCGAUCAGCCCUGUUACCUGUAUGUGAUAGGGAUGGUUCUGACAACCCCUCUCCCCGAUGAACUCAACUUUAGAAGGCGGAAGCUCUAUCCCCCCGAGGACACCACAAGAUGCUUCGGAAUACUGACAGCCAAACCCAUACCUCAGAUUCCUCACUUUCCUGUGUACACACGCUCUGGAGAGGUCACCAUUUCCAUUGAGUUGAAGAAGUCUGGUUUCACGCUGUCUCUGCAAAUGCUUGAGCUGAUUACAAGACUUCACCAGUAUAUAUUUUCACAUAUUCUUCGGCUUGAGAAACCUGCACUAGAGUUUAAACCCACCGACGCUGACUCAGCAUACUGUGUUCUACCUCUUAAUGUCGUUAAUGACUCCAGCACUUUGGACAUUGACUUUAAAUUCAUGGAAGACAUCGAGAAAUCAGAAGCUCGCAUAGGCAUUCCCAGUACAAAGUAUUCAAAAGAAACACCUUUUGUUUUUAAAUUAGAAGAUUACCAAGAUGCAGUUAUCAUUCCAAGGUAUCGCAAUUUUGAUCAGCCUCAUCGAUUUUACGUAGCUGAUGUGUACACUGAUCUUACCCCACUGAGUAAAUUUCCUUCCCCUGAGUAUGAAACUUUUGCAGAAUAUUAUAAAACGAAGUAUAACCUUGACCUGACCAAUCUCAACCAGCCGCUGCUGGAUGUGGACCACACAUCGUCAAGACUUAAUCUUUUGACACCUCGCCAUUUGAAUCAGAAGGGGAAAGCUCUUCCUCUGAGCAGCGCUGAAAAGAGGAAAGCCAAAUGGGAGAGUCUGCAGAACAAACAGAUCCUGGUUCCGGAACUCUGUGCUAUCCAUCCAAUUCCAGCAUCACUGUGGAGAAAAGCAGUCUGUCUCCCCAGCAUCCUUUAUCGCCUUCACUGCCUUCUGACCGCGGAGGAGCUAAGAGCCCAGACGGCCAGCGAUGCUGGUGUGGGAGUCAGAUCACUUCCCGUGGAUUUUAGAUACCCCAACUUAGACUUCGGGUGGAAAAAAUCCAUCGACAGCAAAUCUUUCAUCUCAGUUGCUAACUCCUCUUCAGCUGAAAACGAGAACUACUGUAAGCACAGCCCCCUCGUCCCUGAACAUGCUGCACAUCGAGGUGCUAACCGACCCUCCGCUCUCGAAAAUCACGGCCACACGUCUGUGACCUGCCGAGCGCUCCUCAGCGAGUCCCCUGCUAAGCUCCCGAUCGACGUUGCAACAGAUCUGACAGCAGUGAACGGUCUUUCGUACAAUAAAAAUCUUGCCAAUGGCAGUUACGACUUAGCUAACAGAGACUUUUGCCAAGGAAAUCAUCUGAGUUACUACAAGCAGGAAAUACCUGUACAACCAACUACCUCAUAUCCCAUUCAGAAUUUAUACAAUUACGAGAACCAGCCCCAGCCCAGCGAUGAAUGUACUCUACUGAGUAAUAAAUACCUUGAUGGAAAUGCUAACAAAUCUACCUCAGAAGGACGUCCCACGAUGCCUGGUACUACAGAGGCUGGUAAGGCGCUUUCGGAAAGGAUGGCUUCUGCGCAGAGCCCUGCUCCGGGCUACUCCCCGAGGACUCUUGGCCCAAACCCUGGACUCAUCCUUCAGGCUCUGACCCUUUCAAACGCUAGCGACGGAUUUAACCUGGAGCGGCUCGAAAUGCUCGGUGACUCCUUCUUAAAGCACGCCAUCACCACGUAUCUCUUUUGCACUUACCCUGAUGCUCACGAGGGCCGCCUUUCGUAUAUGAGAAGCAAAAAGGUCAGCAACUGUAACCUGUAUCGGCUUGGGAAGAAGAAGGGCCUGCCCAGCCGCAUGGUGGUGUCGAUAUUUGAUCCCCCUGUGAACUGGCUUCCUCCUGGUUAUGUAGUAAAUCAAGACAAAAGUAACACAGACAAAUGGGAAAAAGAUGAAAUGACAAAAGACUGCGUGCUGGCUAACGGCAGACUGGACGCCGACCUGGAGGAGGAGGACGCCGCCGCGCUCAUGUGGAGGCCGCCCAGGGAGGAGGCCGAGGACGACGAGGACCUCCUGGAGUACGACCAGGAGCACAUCAGGUUCAUAGACAGCAUGCUGAUGGGGUCAGGAGCCUUCGUCAAGAAGAUUGCUCUUGCUCCCUUCGCCGCCGCCGAUCCUGCCUACGAAUGGAAGAUGCCCAAAAAGGCCCCCCUGGGGAGCAUGCCCUUUUCCGCAGAUUUCGAGGACUUUGACUACAGCUCGUGGGAUGCCAUGUGCUAUCUGGACCCCAGCAAAGCCGUUGAGGAGGAUGACUUUGUGGUGGGCUUCUGGAAUCCAUCCGAAGAGAACUGUGGUGUGGACACAGGCAAACAGUCCAUUUCUUACGACUUGCACACGGAGCAGUGCAUCGCUGACAAAAGCAUCGCCGACUGUGUGGAAGCCCUGCUGGGCUGCUACUUGACCAGCUGUGGCGAGCGGGCCGCUCAGCUCUUCCUCUGCUCGCUGGGCCUGAAGGUGCUCCCGGCGGUGAAGAGGACCGAUCGGGCACAGGCCGCCUGCCCGGCCAGGGAGAGCUUCACCAGCCAACAAAAGACCCUUUCCGGGGGCCGGCCCGCCGCCGGCUCCCGCUCUUCCGGGUUGAAAGACUUGGAGUACGGCUGUUUGAAGAUCCCACCGAGAUGUAUGUUUGAUCACCCAGACGCAGACAGGACACUCAGUCACCUCAUCUCGGGCUUCGAGAACUUCGAAAGGAAGAUCAACUACAGCUUCAAGAAUAAGGCUUACCUUCUGCAGGCCUUCACCCACGCCUCCUACCACUACAACACCAUCACCGAUUGUUACCAGCGCCUGGAGUUCCUGGGAGAUGCCAUUCUGGACUACCUCAUAACCAAGCACCUUUACGAAGACCCGCGGCAGCACUCCCCGGGGGUCCUGACCGACCUGCGCUCUGCUCUGGUCAACAACACCAUCUUCGCCUCGCUGGCCGUCAAGUACGACUACCACAAGUACUUCAAGGCCGUGUCGCCCGAGCUCUUCCACGUCAUCGAUGAUUUUGUGCAGUUUCAGCUUGAGAAGAACGAGAUGCAGGGGAUGGAUUCUGAGCUUAGGAGAUCUGAGGAGGAUGAAGAGAAAGAAGAGGAUAUUGAAGUUCCGAAGGCCAUGGGGGACAUUUUUGAGUCGCUUGCUGGUGCCAUUUACAUGGAUAGUGGAAUGUCACUGGAGGUGGUUUGGCAGGUGUACUAUCCGAUGAUGCGGCCGCUAAUAGAAAAAUUUUCUGCAAACGUGCCCCGUUCGCCUGUGCGAGAAUUGCUUGAAAUGGAACCAGAAACCGCCAAAUUUAGCCCGGCUGAGAGAACUUACGAUGGCAAGGUCAGAGUCACCGUGGAAGUCGUAGGAAAGGGGAAAUUCAAAGGUGUUGGCCGAAGUUACAGGAUUGCCAAAUCUGCAGCAGCACGACGAGCCCUGCGAAGCCUCAAAGCUAAUCAACCUCAGGUUCCCAACAGCUGAAACCCCUUUUUAAAAUAACGAAAAGAAGCAGAGUUAAGGUGGAAAAUAUUUAAGUGGAAAAGGAUGAUUUAAAAUUGGCAGUGAGUGGAAUGAAUUGAAGGCAGAAGUUAAAGUUUGAUAACAAGCUAGAUUGCAGAAUAAAACAUUUAACAUAUGUAUAAAACCUUUGGAACUAAUUGUAGUUUUAGUUUUUUGCGCAAACACAAUCUUGUCUUCUUUCCUCACUUCCGCUUUGUUUGAAUCACAAGAGUGCUUUAAUGAUGACAUUAGCAAGUGUUCAGAAUACUUAUGGACAGUUUCUGUUGUGUUGUGUUUGUUGUAGUUUAAUUUCCGUCGGCUUUGCUUAGCGUUAGGAGGCCAGGGAGCUUCAACCCCAGAGCUUGGUGGCGCUCUCCCUGCCGGCCGGCCGUGAUCGGGGCGGGCGUGGCAGUGCCAGCCCCGGUAGGUAGGGGGUGAGCCAAGGAGAGCCACGCGGUUUGCGAGCGGAGUGUGCCAGACUUGUCUUUCCUUUCCGUGUUCCGCUGUGUGAGAUGAUGUUUCCCGGUCGCUAUUGCACUAGACGGUAGGCACAGGUUUUCUGUGAACGUUGGCUGGCACGUUGGCAGAUCACAUUUUCAUUUUCUCAUGCCACGUACUCUUGCAUUAAAAAAAAAAGGUUCUUGCCUUAAAAGUAAAACCCUCACGGAUAUUCUUUCAUUUCUGAUCUUUUCGGAACAAACAGUUUUACAUUCCCUGUUAUUAGACGUUAGACCUUGAGACAGCGUGAUACUUAAAACUCACUAGUAUAGUUGUAACUUAACUUAUUACAGGAUUAUAUUAGAAUUUCUGUCAUGUGUGUACUGAGGACAUUUUAAAAACCAGAACAUGUCGUCUAUGGAUUUUUUUUAAAUACCAUAAUAAAAAUAAUCUUUGGCUAAAUACCCAGUUUUACUAAAAACCUCCUGCUAGGUAGUUCCACUGAUGGACAUUGUUUGUGGCAAAUAAUUUUGCCCUGUAGGCUGUUGCUCUAACAAAAUAAACUUUAGACAUAUCAUACCUAAAAUAUGCUGCAGAUUUUAUAAUGGGUUGGUAUUUAAAGAAGCAAAACAGAGCACCUUAGCCCUAGUCUUCUCACGUGCAUUUCUCUCUGCACCUCUCACAGUGUUGCAUGCCUGUGUCACCUACCAAAGCUGUGCUGUCGAUGCCAUGAAAGUUUAACAUUUGCGAUAAACUGCCGGACUUUUGAUACGCCUGUGAUUUAGGCCAUUAAUUUAGAUAAACUAGCUCAUUAUUUCCAUCUUUGGAAAAGGAAGAAAAAAAACAUAUUUAGGCAUUUGCCUAAGUUUCUCUAAUUAGACUAGUAGGCAUUCUUCACUUAAAUACCUCAGUUCUUUUCUUUUGCAUGCAUUUUUCCCCCCUGUUUGGUGCUAUGUUUAUGUAUUAUGCUUGAAAUUUUAUUUUAUUUUAUUUUUUUUUUUUUGCACUGUAACUAUAAUACCUCUUAAUUUACCUUUUUAAACGCUGUGGGUCAGUCUCGCACUCCCACCAACAUACCAGUAGAGGUUUGCUGCAAUUCGCCCUGUUAAUUAUGCUUGAAAUUUAAGAAAGCUGAGCAGAGGUGUCUAAUAUUUUCCAGCACAUCAUUCUGAACGUGAUGCUUCAUGUAAUGCUGCGUUUAUGUUUUCAGUUGCAGCCGAAUCCCGUACUUCUGGCUUUAUCUACACCCCCUGCCCCCAGAGAAACACCUCUGCGUGUGUGCACAGGGAAAACUGUCGGCUUGGCUUUGUAAGGAGACUUGAGCGAAGGGGGGUGUUCAGCUUCUCCAGCGGGAUUUGUUGUCUCCGAUCUUAAGAUCUAAAUUGCUAAAUGAGUUUUUGAGCAAAUUAAUUUGGUUGGACUCGUUUUUAAGAUAUUUAAUUCUGAUCUGGAACCUUAGAUUUCUGUUUGAUUUUUUAAGAAACCUUAAUGUAAGCUCUCCUGGCAAUUUCAAAUCAAGCGAUUCUUGAAUUCUCUAGCUGUAAAUGUGUACCAUUAACAAGGAAGGCCGGAUAUGAAUUUUACUUGUGAGGGUGAUUUGUGAUAAAGUUGUAUCACAAGUCUCUUGAUAAUUUAUAAACUACCUGAUGCCAGGAAGCUUGGGGCCUCGCAUUGUGUCUAAUGCACUAAUCCCAGCAUUGAGCGAGUCUCCGGCCUCCUGGCACCAAAAUCAGCUUGUUUCACAGUUACAAUUCCCAUUGGGAGACAAAUGCCUCAAUAUAUUUUGUAACCUUAAGAAGAGUAUUUUUCGUUAAUACUAAAAAGUUCAGACUUGGAUAAGAUUAGGUCAUACAGUCUCAGGGGUUCAGAUUUCCUGCUACCAGUCAAAAUGUUUUAUCAACAGCAAAGUUUAGCUUCUCUUUCUUUCUCUUUUCUUUUCUUUCUUUUUUUUUUUGUUGGAGAACAAUAGCUGAUUUUAAUUUGCGACUCACACUUUGAAGCAAUCUAUGACCCCCUGGUUACUAAGUUGAAAAAUACAGACUCUGAGUUGGACAUGCGUGUGAAAUGGUUGUGAACGCUUUUGUGCUGCUGAUUUUUAAUGCUGUAAACUCCCCCGCCCCCCCGCCCCGCCCCGGGUUAGCUUGUGGAAGUGUUCUGAAUCCAUUAAGGAAAAAGUCACUUUGUGUAGCCCCACUCCACCACCUUGUCUGUCAUGCUCUUGUUCCCGUGAUCGUGGUGUGAGACGAGGGUGGCCGAGGCCCGCGGGCGGCAGCGGGGGUGUGCGGCCAGCACCCGCCGGCAGGGCUGCUCGGCGGCUCGAAAGCAGCCGCGGAGAUUCCCCACGACGACUGUGUGGAGGCGGGUGGGUGCGACCCCCGGUUGUAAAUGUGUUCUGUUUCUUUUGUAAUAUACUUGGAGCAGUCCUGACGAUGCUGCGUUUCGUCACAGCUUUCUUCUCGCCCUGUUCUGUUCCUGUAGCACAGACGAGCACUGCACUUGGUACCACGCUUUACCUCAUUUCAAGGCAAAUGUGCUUAACCGAGAGGAAAAAAUGUGGUUUGGCCUCGCUGCUGUUUCGAUUACGGAAUUUGAGAAAGAUGGUGAUAAUGCCUGCAGUGUGUCAUGGACUCGCGCAACUGAAAUAGGUCAUUUUUGUCUGUGGCAUUUUCACUGUUUGUGAGAGUAUGACAAAGAUUUGUUAACUCUUAAUUUCGUUUUAAAGAUGUUUGUUACAUUUCCCCCCCUUUUUCCCUUGAUGUCACGUGAAGUCAUGAAAUUUACAGUGACCUCUCACACUCCUGUCAUUGUCAGUGAAAAUUCGGAUAUUUUGACUUUCUUUGCCCUGAGAAAGAUUCAGAUGACCCUGCCUAAAUAGCAAGGGACCGGAGGCUGCUUUGGCUCUGUUGGUUCAGUUCAUAAAUACAGUUAUUCACCCAGCGGUUGGCCCCUUUCGUCUUCACCUGACAUCGGACGGUGGCUGCGGAGACAGUGGAAUCCCAGACCUGCCGCAGUUCAGUCUUCAGGCCCCUUUGAUUUAAAACGUCCUAUCUCGCUCCGUUAGGGUAUCUAAUCCUUUGACACAAAAUGUAAGCCACCACCCUGAGACCUUGAUGUCUUCAUUUACAACGCAUCUGCAGUUCUGUCAGCCCUGAAUCCGUUUGUGUUAAGCUGCGGAGGAAAACCCAUGUCUUGUUUAUUACCUAUACGGUUAUUUUAAUGACAUUUAAAUAGGUAUAUUUUUUCAACCACUGAUUACUUUUCAGGAACUUAAUUAUUUCCAAAUAAAUUUCUUUAUUUUAUAUUGUACAUGAAAAGUUUUUAAGAUAUGUUUAAGACCAAGAAUAUUGAAAUGAUUUUAAAAGUUGUGGGAGACGCCAGUAGCAAUAUCUAGGGGGAUUUGCAUUGAGACUAUUGUAUUUUCCACUAGCAGUGAAAAUGAUCUUUCAACCCUAACUUGUAAAUAUAUUUUAAUCAUUAAUUGUUUUUUUUUUCCCCUCUAGUCCAUUUUUAUUUGGACAUCCACCACAAUUUAAAUUUUAUCGAUGCCCUCAGAAUUCACUGCAGCAGCGGGAUACGUAGCAAAAAUGCAGAGGUGAACAGGAAAUAAAAUUUCUGGCUUUUCUGCUGUAAAUAAACGGAAAGAAAAUGACUAAAAUCAAGUAAAACUAACACAUAUAAUUUGAUUGACAAUAAACUAUUUACCAUCACAUAUGCUGCGCUGUUUUUAAGAAACAUGAUGUAAUUCAUUCACACGUUAAUCGUGCUGCAGAAAUUUGCAGUCUGCACCUUAUGGGUCACGAUUACCUUUAGCCUUUUUUUUUUUUUUUUUUUUUUUUUGUAAUAAUUGUAGUCAAGUAAAUCUCCAAUAAAGUUAUG